CUGUAAGAAAAUUAUAAUUUUAGAUUGAAGAUGCGAAGAAUCUGGUCACACAGGAACCAGUUGGUGAUUUCUGUUUGGAACAGAAUAAGGCGAGCGUACCGGUCAGCUCGAGGACAUUGAGAAGUGCGAAAUCCAAAUCUGCUUCCGUAAGUUGAAAACCUAAAAUAAAAUAAUUAAUUGGAAUUAAUUUUUACUUUAACUAAGUGGUCGGACAUAAAAACUCGUCUAAAUUUAAAACCAAUUGACUAAUUGAAUUGUACAGAGGAUUUUUCAGCGCUAUUAAUUAAUUGCAUCUUGUAUUGGUUGAAUGCUCGACCAGUUAACUAACUUUAACUAACAUACAAUCACGACUUUGGCAACGGUAAGUUUUAUUAUGCAGGUGAUUGAUUAUUUCUUGCAUUACGUAAAUGUUCGACCAGUUAGGCAAACAAAAUAAUUUUAAUUAAUUAAUUAGAGUGAUUAGGCACCUUUGGACGGCCUAUGGGGCUUAGAUAAUUUUCAUUUUUGAAUUCUGUUUAGAUAGAAAAAUAAAAAAUAUCUGAGCCCUGUAGGCCGUCCAAAGAUGGCUAAUCACUCUAAUUAAUUAAUUAAAAUAUUCCUACUGUAAGAAAAUUAUAAUUUUAGAUUGAAGAUGCGAAGAAUCUGGUCACACAGGAACCAGUUGGUGAUUUCUGUUUGGAACAGAAUAAGGCGAGCGUACCGGUCAGCUCGAGGACAUUGAGAAGUGCGAAAUCCAAAUCUGCUUCCGUAAGUUGAAAACCUAAAAUAAAAUAAUUAAUUGGAAUUAAUUUUUACUUUAACUAAGUGGUCGGACAUAAAAACUCGUCUAAAUUUAAAACCAAUUGACUAAUUGAAUUGUACAGAGGAUUUUUCAGCGCUAUUAAUUAAUUGCAUCUUGUAUUGGUUGAAUGCUCGACCAGUUAACUAACUUUAACUAACAUACAAUCACGACUUUGGCAACGGUAAGUUUUAUUAUGCAGGUGAUUGAUUAUUUCUUGCAUUACGUAAAUGUUCGACCAGUUAGGCAAACAAAAUAAUUUUAAUUAAUUAAUUAGAGUGAUUAGGCACCUUUGGACGGCCUAUGGGGCUUAGAUAAUUUUCAUUUUUGAAUUCUGUUUAGAUAGAAAAAUAAAAAAUAUCUGAGCCCUGUAGGCCGUCCAAAGAUGGCUAAUCACUCUAAUUAAUUAAUUAAAAUAUUCCUACUGUAAGAAAAUUAUAAUUUUAGAUUGAAGAUCCGAAGAAUCUGGUCACACAGGAACCAGUUGGUGAUUUCUGUUCGGAACAGAAUAAGGCGAGCGUACCGGUCAGCUCGAGGACAUUGAGAAGUGCGAAAUCCAAAUCUGCUUCCAUUGAAGAUGCGAAGAAUCUCAACAAACAGGAAUCAGUUGGUGAUUUCUGCUCGGAACAGAAACUUCCUUCAGACUUGAAUCUUUGUUUAGAACAAAUGCUGAAUUCUGCUUCCGAUGAUGAGAAACUCGAGAUGGGAGAAUUCGAAAAAUUCUUGCACUCAAUAACGAAUGCGAAUACAACUGCUGCUUUCAUUCUUCGGAAAGAUGCGUCUUAUUGCUUUAUUAGGAGUAUCAAACUUUUUAGUGCGCAUUACCUUUCUAUUAUGAACUUCCACAACAGUCAUGUCGCGUUUGAAGUAUCUUUGGAAGAUUGUGGUCAUCAUAUUUUAAAUUUCAAUGCCUACCAAUUAGAGGUUUUGUCGAUGAUCCUGCACUUGUGUAGCAAUCACAAUGAAAAGAAGGUUCCUCGUGGGAGGCCCUCCGGAAAAAAUCUGCCUGUUCAAAAACCUUUUUACGGCAAUGUCAGAAAUUAUAAAUUCAAUUUUGAUGAAUCGAUAUGUAAUAUUUAUACAUAUAUGUGCCAGAUGUUUGAAGAAACAUUUCUUAAGUGUGAAAUUGUUUCAAUCGCAAAGAGUGUUCUUUGGUUCUUGAGUAAGGGUUCCAUGAACUCUGUGAUUAUUAUAUCUUACGCGAACAAAACAAUGAUUCAGCGCCUGCUCAAGAAACAUAAAAGGCGAAUUAUGAGUCUUUCAGCUUCUGACGCGACAGAAGAUUUCAACCAUGAAUCUCACAUCACAAAUUUGCUUAUUAAUUUUGACAACCUCAAGCAAAAUCCUACCUCUCUCAUUCCGUGGGAUGAUAUUUUUGUAUCAACAAAUUUCGUAGUGCAAACCAUUACGAAGGAGGACAAAAUUUGCCCAAUAGACACAACAGAAGAAAUCAUGGACAGAUAUUUCAAAAUUGAAAGUGACACAGUCAGUAAAGUAGUUUUCGCAGUUAUUAAAAAACUCCUUUGCAAACUUGCGGAGAUGUCUCAAAAAUUUUGUAUCUUGAGAAUAGUAUCCAAAGAGAAAUGUUUUCAAACAUUCUUCGAAACAGUUCAUAUUCUAUACGACCUCAUUGCACCAGAUAUCCUACCUCAUCUUAAAAAAAUACCAUUGUAUGAAUCGGCAGUCCAUACAAUCACGACUUUGGCAACGAUUGAAGAUCCGAAGAAUCUGGUCACACAGGAACCAGUUGGUGAUUUCUGUUCGGAACAGAAUAAGGCAAGUGCACUGGAGUCGAAUGAGCUGACAUCACUAAAAUCAAAGUGCCGAAAGGAAGAGGGCGGUAGCCCCUGGAAGGAAGUGCGGCUAAAAAGAGGAAUCUUUAAGAUUGAAGAUGCGAAGAAUCUGGUCACACAGGAACCAGUUGGUGAUUUCUGUUCGGAACAGAAUAAGGCAAGUGCACUGGAGUCGAAUGAGCUGACAUCACUAAAAUCAAAGUGCCGAAAGGAAGAGGGCGGUAGCCCCUGGAAGCAAGAGCGGCUAAAAAGAGGAAUCUUUAAGAUUGAAGAUGCGAAGAAUCUGGUCAAACAGGAACCAGUUGGUGAUUUCUGUUCGGAACAGAAUAAGGAGAGCACACCGGUAAGCUCGCGGACAUUAAAAGGUGCCAAAUCCAAAUCUGCUUCCGGAAGCCAGUUACGCACUAUCAGGCCGCAGCGGAAGACUGCUUCAAAUUUGAAAAGCGAUAGAGAAGCUUUAAUGAAAAUUAAAAUUUUAGAUAAUUGCCAAGAUGGGCUGACUAUUAAAGACUGCGGACAGAAAGGACGAGGAGUUUUUACAACAAAAUGUUUCGAGAAAGAUGAGUUUGUGGUUGAAUACGUUGGGCGCCUUUUGAGUGGGCAUGAAGGGACUCAGCUCGAACGUCUUCAAGGGGAUGGAGAAGGCACAAGAUUUUAUCUUUACUAUUUUUAUUUCAAAGAAAAAUGUUUUUGCAUUGACGCAACAGCUGAGUCAAAUUACUUGGGGCGUUUGAUUAAUCAUUCGCGAAAGAACCCCUUGCUUCUUUCCAAAGUUGUUGAAGUAGAGUCGUUGCCGAGACUGGUAUUUGUUGCGAAGAGUUUCAUUCCAGUAGGGGUUGAACUCACUUAUGAUUACGGGGAGACCAGGAAACAUAUCUUAGAUGUUAAUCCGUGGUUGAAAAACUGCUAAAAUGUAACACAGAUGGCAACAGAACUAAGCAGCGAUCAGCGAAUGAGUCGACCUUCUACGCCUUCUACACUGUGACAAAAUUGGACGAACAGUUGCGCUGCUAAAAC
Messenger RNA from Leptopilina heterotoma, 3588 nucleotides. RefSeq lists its product as uncharacterized. The record is from RefSeq and is a predicted model, not a curated record. Gene Ontology annotation, molecular function: protein binding. Bases 1445 to 3481 code for a protein of 678 amino acids. NCBI's taxonomy places the organism in Eukaryota, Metazoa, Arthropoda, Insecta, Hymenoptera, Figitidae. The transcript is spliced from 10 exons.